This is a messenger RNA of Strongylocentrotus purpuratus (purple sea urchin), 2830 nucleotides long. RefSeq names its product cytochrome b561. Gene Ontology annotation, molecular function: oxidoreductase activity. The record is from RefSeq and is a predicted model, not a curated record. NCBI's taxonomy places the organism in Eukaryota, Metazoa, Echinodermata, Echinoidea, Camarodonta, Strongylocentrotidae. The coding region runs from base 293 to 1063 and encodes 256 amino acids. The transcript has 5 exons.
GAGGGAGUGUACGUUUUCGGUGCGUUAAAGCACGAAAGCUCCACUCGCCUGCACUAGACUCAUACACCGGAUUAAAGCAAUACAUGUAUGCAACGCGGCGGAGCUUCCGACUGUUGUCCUGUGUGAAGUGUAUGCGAGUCUUACGAUUUUACCCGCCAAAAAUACAACUUACGAGAUAACGGAAAGAAGUAAGUGAACAGCGCCACUAUAAACCGAGCUCCCACCUUCUUGGUUCCGCCCACCGUCACCAUCCAGCCACGCCCACCACCCUUCUCCAGCCACGCCCAUCACCAUGUUUUGCUUCUAUCUCCUCCUGGGUAUCUCCCAAGCCCUAGCUGUCCUCAUCCUCAUCCUAGCGGGUUUCUGGACCGGCCACACCCUGGGCGGGUUCGCCUGGGAUGGAACGGCCAAGGAGUUUAACCUCCACCCUCUGCUCAUGAUUCUCGGCUUUGUAUUCCUCUACGGAGAUGCAAUAUUGAUGUUCCGCAUCUUGCGGACCGAAAACAAGACUGCCGUCAAGGUAAUCCAUCUUUUGAUGCAAGCUCUUGCUCUGAUAUGCGGCUGUAUAGCUCUCAAAGCUGUCUUCACAUUCCAUACCACCAUGGGAUUCCCGCAUCUUUACUCACUGCAUAGCUGGGUGGGACUAACAGCUUUCGUACUCUUCGCGUUUCAGUGGAUCGUGGGCUUUGUCUCGUUCUUUUUUCCGAAACUACGAGAGGAGUUUCGUGCCUCAUAUCUUCCUAUCCAUCGCUACUUUGGAGUCGCCAUCUUUGCCACCGCUGUCGCAGCUGCUCUAAUUGGAAUUAAUGAGAAAUUGUUUUUCUUGUACUCUGGCACUGGCGAUGCCCCGAAGUACGCCUCGCGUCCUGACGGAGCCUAUGUGGGCAACUUUUUGGCCUUCUUCAUCUUGAUGUUCGCCCUCAUCGUCGGCUUCCUCGUCACCAACCCGAAGUACGUCCGUGAACAGCAGCAGAACGAGGAGACGAUGCCGCUCGCCUCGUCGGCGGCGAUGAGACAGUUCCAGUCGACCGACACCGUGCCCGAAGCCGAAGAGGCGAAGUAGAUAAAUGAUCAUCGUCUUCUCCCAUGCCCACUGUACACAAGGCGUCAUUCGACUGACGCAAGACUACGUUAUUACCUGCGCUAAUCAGCCCUUGUAAAGACAAUAGGCCAUUAUCAUAAUGUAAACAAACGUCUGUGUAAAGGGCCUCGUUACGAACUAUUUCAUUCACCUUUAAAAUAAGUUGUAUUUCAACAGUCAGAAUGCAAUUUGCGUACAAAAUGCGUGUUAGGUUUUAUUUUGAUACAGUAAUAUAAACCAAGUGAAUGUAAUAAAUCGUAGCAAGGUAAACCUGUAAAUUUGAAUACUGAAAAUAGUUUAUUAGCCCUUUCUCCGUUAAUUGCUCUUCAUUUCGCAAACAUACUUUUGGAAAAUGUCAUUCUCACAUGGCACAUCUAAGACCGCUUCCGUCAGAGACGCAGCUUUGCGUCAGUCCAAAUGACGCCCCGUCUGCUAAGGGCAAUACAAAUACUGCGUUCAAAACGGAAAUUAUUGAAGGACCGUGGCAUACCUUACGAUCUGACUUGGACGACAGGAUUUUGAAAGAAAUUGAGUAAGGAUUAGAUUGUAGAAAUUCGAAACCUUAAAAAUGUUAACUCUUCCUGGUCGAGGUUAAAAUUGGUAUGUCAUUAUAGUUAGGGUGUUGAGAACCUUCGGGUUAAUAAAAAGACCCAAUCGCCGCGGGCUGUGAAUCAUCAUACAAUUCGCAUAUUUAGCAACCAACUAGAGAGCCGAUUAGGCUUAGAAUACCCUGAAUGUUAAUGUUAUUAUUGAUAUGACCAUUUGGUACCUAAAUGUGAUGCAAUUUAACAUUAAAAUUCGAUAUUUCUUUCCUCCUGCAAUGUCAUUCAAAUUACUCUCGUUAGGGUGUAAGGUAUGCUGUGGCGCUAACCCUUUCUGGUAAAACCUUGCACAAUGGGUUAACUUUUCAGUUCAAUAGUUCAAAUAUCAAAAGACGAUAACACAGUUUCUGUGCACCAUGUGAGGCACAUAGACUUAUCAAUGUUUAAGAACAUAUUAUAUCUAUGAAAGCAGCUAUUUAUUUUGUUGUCUCGCAGUACAGUCACUGUAUAGUAUUUAGUUAUGUUUAGAAAUCAUAUACAGAGAUAAUUAUGUUCAUAUCUAGAAUAGUGGUUUAGGUGGCGGUGUUUGCUAUAAUGUACUGUUUUUGAUGACGUUCAAGUAUAUAGUUAUAUCGGUUGGUUUCGCAGAAUUUCGGUGCAGAACAGUUACUUUCUUUGUAUUCAACAAUAGUAUUUUAGUACUGAUUAAAGCAGAAUGUUGUAUGAGCGCGUUGCACACGACACGUAAUUUCGAUUUCAAGCGCAAUUAAGUCGUCAUGCGCUCGUAAUUCCUGUAACGGACAUGCACCAGUAAUUCAAUUUUCUUUUUGGAUUCAAGUUGUGUGCACUGUCACACUCGUAUGACGCAUCUAAGGCCGCGCCAGUCGCUGACGCAGCAUUGCGCCAGUGGCUGACGCAUCAUUAUGUCAGGCAGAUGACGUGUCGUGUGUAACGGUCAAAACGAUCAUGACCGUCACAGAGUGCUGCUUCUUACUCUCCGAUCUUGUUAUUAUCCUAGCUUUGCCCAUGCAUCUUUGUGAAGUAAAGUGAUUCCUUCCUAGCUAGUACCCACUUACAACUACUGGGUCGAAAAAGACAUUUCGGGAAAAGAUGCCUUAUCUUAUGAUGACAAAAUGGCAAAGUCUUAACCCCCACUGCACUACUUACAGCGCCCUCUACAGCAAACAAUGCCUAAUCGAUGACCAUU